Trypanosoma brucei brucei TREU927 is the source of this 2097-nucleotide messenger RNA. RefSeq lists its product as hypothetical. Lineage: Eukaryota; Euglenozoa; Kinetoplastea; Trypanosomatida; Trypanosomatidae. The record is from RefSeq and is a predicted model, not a curated record. Gene Ontology annotation, molecular function: protein binding. Bases 1 to 2097 code for a protein of 698 amino acids. The transcript has a single exon.
AUGGAGAAGGUAGCAACAACAGCGUCUACGGCAGCUUUAAGAAGAGGCAUAAACAAAAAGGAGAAGGAAAAAGGGGAGGUAGUGGAUGGAGGUUCUGCAAGGCGGAAAAAAGGCAUCAAUGCAGUGGAGGGGGGACAAUCUUUAGGUGAUUCAGAAGCGCGUCAGCGUCAAUUACUCUUGUCCCGGAAGGAUGCGGUAACGCCAAUACCUGAAGUGGCUCUCCGUAUGUUCAACAUCGCCAUGGAGGAUCUGUGCAACAAAUACCUUCAGGAUUAUUACACUGCUGCUGGAAACCUGUUUCUUGUACACUCCCGACGGCUGUCACCACAGACGAACGGGCCACGAAGCUCGCAACAGGUGCAAUCACAACGACACCCUGAAAAAGUAAUACAAAAAAUCAGCAGCGUGCCAGUCAAAACCGCGAGCUCUGAAAGGCCUUCACAGGCGCCGUCAAGGGGGUGUUCGACGUCAUUUAGAAGUUCGCGACUCUCAGCCGGUACUGCCGGGGCGGCAACAAUAACGAGAAGUAGCCAAAGCAUUCCUCUAAGCAUUAGGCGUCCAACAAGUCUGUUGUCAAGUUCCAAGGUGGCGCAAUCCCGGAAAGACCGCAGCACUUGCCAGGGCGGUACCGGCACCACUGAAGAUAUUAAUCACACUUCAGCCUCGAGAAAUAAGGCCAGCCGGAGCGAAUUCAUGGACGCACGGACCACGGCUGUGAGUGACGAGAGGCAGCGAAGCCGAUUGUUCACGAUGUGUAGCGGGACGACCUCACCGAGCGCAGGGAACUCUUCGCGGCGGUGGACUGCUGCGGGUGCGGAGGCAAAUCAGACUCAUCCCUCCGGUGCCUCAAAAACCAGCGCCAAUAGCCCCGCAAGUCCGGUGCCACGGAUUCCAAUCUCAAAGGUUUGGAAGGCAUCUGUCUCUAGCCGCACAGCGGAUAGGCAAUUAGAAUCACCAGGUCGUCUCACAGAACCAUUGCGCACACGCCUGUAUGCAACGGACGCGGAAGUCUCUCCAGAACAUCGCCGCCAGACUUCACCGAGCCUGCUGUCACGUAAACAUCGUGAAUCACGUGCUUCUGCGACGCCAGCGAAGCCGGAGCCACCUCUGAACGAAUCGUCGCGGCAUCCGAGGGCAUCUUCCGCCACCACGCCACGGAUGUCGAGAGUUUCAGCGAGUAGCACUCCACAGUUUUCAAGGCGGUCGCUCGUGACAACACCGCGCGUGCCUCACAGGCCUUCUGUGCGUCGUGCAGGUGAAAGUCCCCAUACCUCCGUCUCCCGCCUAACCACUCCGAGGCAGUUACGGCCCUGUACGCAUUGCAGCGGGCGUGGAAUUGAAGGUGGUAUCAUAGGUUUGGUUUCCUCCACCCGCUCCGCUGACUUGGCGAAGGAAAGUGUGGAUUGCUCUACGGAGUACCGACUGGAGUGGUCCUGCACAAACAGUUGUGCUCAGAGUUACACUCAACAGACUUCUUCACAACGCCGAAGCACCGCCCUCGUUGGCCCCAACAGAAGUACGCUUACGGGUGUGUUUGAAUGGCCUGUUGGGAGACACACCCCGCUUUCGCGACCGUACUCUCAAACUGCGGUACCUCGUGGCUCAAUUACGCGUGAUGGAGGGUGUCCAACAACUGAUGUGACGCCACCUUCCCCACUUGUGAGAAGUUUAACACUCAUUUCAGAAAGUGUAAAUGAAACUCCAGCGGAAUAUAUAUCACGGCAUUUUUCUUCGUGCGUGAUAAACUCAGUUCUUGAAUGUGUUCGUGUGAAGAUGGGCGGCAGGAAGUCCGACGAAGCGGAUCCGAGAGCAGAUGAGCUCAAUGGUAGUGAUAGCAGUGACGAUACGGAUAAGAUCGGUAAUGGUGAUGCAACAAAUGAUAUUUCGUUGGGGCUUCAGAAAGGCGAUCUUUUGCUUGAAUGCAAUGGACAGCCGCUAUCGGGCGCAGCGUCUCUGCAGGAGAUUAUCAGGAAGGCGCUGCUUUGUGAUAAUAACACGGUGCUUUUGAGAGUCCUCCGUGGCGCUGACAGUAUCGCGGUGCGUGAGACGUUGCUAAAGGACAGUUCUGCUGUUAGGAUUGUUGAACCAGUGAUGUGA